AUGUUGUCUGCCAUGGGAAUAUUUCCGGAACAUUUUCCGCGUUAUUCGAGUGCUGUACUUCUUGAGCUUCACAGGAAGAAUGGACAAUUAAUAGUAGAGGUAUACUACAAGAACGUCACUGAUGUUGACAGUUUGUAUCACUACAAUAUACCGGGAUGUGAAGACCCCUGUACACUCGAUGCAUUCAAAUCAGCUAUGAAUAGAUACCUCCCAGUCGACUGGAACGCGGAAUGUGGUAUAGGUGGCCCGAAUGUCAAAAAUUAUAUGAUUUCGACGGCAGUUUUGGCUUUGACCACAUUGCUGCUAGCUGGUGUUCUCAUAGUGGAUGUGGUGCUGAAACGAAAGCGUCGUUUCUCAGUCGUAAACAAUCCGUUGAUGUUAGAUGAAGAAGAGCCUUAA
Messenger RNA from Ostertagia ostertagi, 399 nucleotides. The record is from the annotation of a GenBank genome assembly. Lineage: Eukaryota; Metazoa; Nematoda; Chromadorea; Rhabditida; Trichostrongylidae.